Diaporthe citri is the source of this 882-nucleotide messenger RNA. RefSeq lists its product as uncharacterized. The transcript has 2 exons. The record is from RefSeq and is a predicted model, not a curated record. Bases 1 to 882 code for a protein of 293 amino acids. Lineage: Eukaryota; Fungi; Ascomycota; Sordariomycetes; Diaporthales; Diaporthaceae.
AUGCCACAAGCUCAUCUCGACAACCGCAACCGCGGCGAUAGCAUGGAGUCGAGCGCAUCUAUCAGCCUGAUGGACUCCAGUCAGUUCGAGUUGAUCCCUCUCGAAGUCGCGCGGCAGAGGCAGGCUAUUCGCCGUGCCAGCGGCCAAGAGGACCAGACCCUUACUGGACGCGCGCGCCUUGAUUCAAUGAGAAACCGAAGCUGCAAUACCAAUGCCAGCCAGGCUGGCUCUCAGAUUGAGACCCCAGCUUCUGCCGUGACGCCCAGCGCUCGCCAGGUAUCCCGUUUCGUUUCUCGUGGGUUUGCCCAAGCCUCUAGUCCUCUUUCAGGGCGUGACGAGAACGAUGCUAACGAAGCCCUGAUCGCUGGUGACGAUACCCGUCCGACUAUCAUCAGCACCACCACCGGAUCUGACCUGACCAUCACCACCGUCCGCCAACCGGACGGAACGCAAUACCGAAUCUUCUAUCCUGCCCCGCGUCUUUACCCCUGGGACCGACUGCACCGCCGCACUGCGGCCCAGAAGUCCACUGAUAGAUCUCUGCAACGCAUCACUGGACGAAGUCACAACAACCUUGACAACAUGGAGCGCGGUACAGUUCGUCGACGCGUUCACGGUACCGAGACCUGGCUUUCCGACAAUGCUCAGGCAAGACGACGUUCAUUCUUUCUCAUUGUUGCGCUGCUUUCACUCUUCCCUUUCGUUUCGCCUAUCGCCCUCUGCGGCGGCUUCGACAGCGCGCUGUCGUGGCAUACCCAUGGCGAGAUCGACCGUUUCAGCACAAACCAGAGACGAUGUCUGAUGGUCGAGGCGAUCAUCGCCUUUCUUUUUGUUAUUGCAAUCAUCGUCUUUGUUGUCAUCAAGUACGCGCUCCACCACUAG